AUGUCUUCAGAGUUCCAUCAUCAUGGAAUUAAUAAAACUCAAAGAAAGAAGAGAGAACUCCUCUUAUCAACCAAAUUGUCAUGGACAAAAUUAGAUGAUGAUUUUCCAGCUCCAAAAAUAGCAAUAGACUGUACUUCUACUCCGCAACUUGUGGACCACAAGGAAGAAAAUCUUUGCAACUGGAUGAAUUCUGGUUUCUACUUAGGAGCAAGCAAAAGACUGCAAGAAAGCAGAGACAAAACAGAAGCUCUUUCACCUCCUUUGAGCAUGGUACAAAUGACUGUGCAAAACUACAUGCGAUCCCUGCAUCACUUUUCAGAAAUGCCCAUUCUCUCAAGAUGGAACAAUGCCAGCUCAUCUCGUUCUCUCCUCAGUCCACCAAAAAGUGUCACUGAAUGGCUGGAUUUCUCAGAAAAAGACCCAGUUGAGAUUUUGCUUGAUUUGGGAUUUGGUGUUGAGGAACCUGACAUCUGCACUAAAAUUCCUUCUCGGUUCAUCAGUUGUGCAUCCAUGGCUAAAGGAAUCAAUAUCAGAGUGUUCAUUGAAGCUCAAAGACAACGCAUGAAUGUUGAAGCCCCCAAUUUAUAUGGGCGCUUUCGACAACUGGAAAUAUUGGAUCAUGUGACUAGCGCUUUUUCCUCUUUGUUGAGUAAUGUGAGCACCAUGCAGCAGAAGGUGGAAAAAGGAAAGAGAGAAGAGAAGGCCAGAACUGAUAUUCUAAAAGGCAAGCCACAGGCCAAGAAGAGAAGAAUAGGUCAGCUCCUGAGAAAAAUAUCUAGGCAAACACAUGGAUCUCAAGCUUAUCAAAAUGCUGGUAUAUGUAAGACCCCGGAAGACCACUUUGCUGCUGCUGACCUACAUUUGGUGACUAGAACAGGAUUAUCUGACAAUGCUGCCUUGAUCUCUCUAAAAGAACUGUUCCCAAAUGAGGAAGAGGAGGAGGGUAUGAUUAUAUCUCAAUCUCCACAAUUCAUAGCUACUAAAACUUGGGGGUUGCCUCAUCUAUCUUUAAACCAGCCCCACCUACCUUCUAAUUCUGAGAUUCUCAGUAAAGAAAGACCACGCAAGGAGCCCAAUUUGCUUUUAACCCAUACACUCAGGAGGUUAUCCGGCUUCACUUGCAAGCCUUCAGAUUCCUUUGAAAUGGAAGAGAUCCAGAGCUUUGAAGAUGAAACUUUCUGGGGAAAUCCCCUUGAAAACACUUCAGAUGCAAUAGCAACAAGAGCAAACAGCUGCCAGUCAGACAGCAGUGGAUUUCUGGAAGAUCCUUUGGAGCCCCUACCACUGCAGGGUUUACCUCCGCCGAUAACCAAGAGAUUCAGCUGCCAUUCCCAUGACUAUCAAGAAUUUUCACAACACAGGGAAGAAUGUUUGCUUAUGACUCAGGAUCACCAGUCCCAUAUAGAAGGGGCUGUUUCUAACAUAUCAAUAAUAGAUGAUAACACUGUUUCAUUACUGCCUAGCCUGAGUGAAGAAAACAGUUUACAGGGAGAGGAAAUCUUUUAUUCCAUAAAUGAAGAAGAUAUUUCAUAUGACACUUACAGUGGUCAGUCUGAAAAUAUUGUCAGGAAAGCAGUAAAUGUGAUGGAUGAGAAUGAAAUGCAUGGUAGAAGAGGACGACAAGAGAAAGAAGACUGUAUUUCAGCUCCAGAAAGGAAUAAAUUUUCUUCUUUCAGUAAAAAGCACCUAACUAUAGGUUCUUUUUCCACAGAGGAAAAUUCCAUGUCACCACUAAUUAGAUUUAGUGGUGGCCAAAACUGUCAGGUAACAAAUGUCACAAGUGAGUGUCAAGAUGCUAAUUUCAAGGAUACAUUAAGGCAUGUGGAUAUUAUAGCCUCCAAAUAUGAGUAUGACAGCAGGGCUGCAUCCCCACAGGUCAAUGCUAUUUCAGAUAGUUGCACUCUUCAAGACUCCAGCCUUUCCCCUUCCUAUUUUAAAAAUAGACAACUUGGUCCUUUGGAUCUAUUACCACCAAGUACAGAAUUAAACAAAGAUGGGUAUGUUCCUGACUCUGAAAUAAAUGCAAACUCUUUUAAAUCUGUUACAGUCCAGAUGCCUUCAAAACUGAUAUCAAAUAUGCAAAGCAUAUCACUGGGUGAAACUGCCAUCAAAAAUCCAUCUAUGGCUUUCUCAUCCAAGAUGUCCCAGUGCCCUAGGAAUGAGUCUCUGGUUUCAUCAGUUCUCCUUGAAUCAAAGGAGACAAAAGAAGCUUCUGCUCAAACCAGUAAGAGGCAAGCAAAGAAAGAAACUCUUCCCCUGUUUCACUGCUUCCCUUCUUUUCAUGGGCAUGGUCGCCUUGUGAAGUCUGCUUCUUUAGAUACAGGACUUUAUAGGGAAUACAGAGCUUACUGCCACGAACCUUUGAAUACUUGGUGUGCCCAGCCAAUGGCUCACUGUUGCUCUUUGAACUCCCAUCACUGUUGCUUUAUGAGGUCUUUCCCCUUAGCUCCACCAUGCAAAUAUUCCAUGAUGUGCUGGUCUUCUCCCAGCACUAUAGAGCUAAAGCUUCAGAAGACUCUCAGACUACUGCAGGACUCAGCAGUGAGAAAUAUUUCUUCUUGUACAGUCCAUGAAAUUGAAGUUAUGAAAAACUCAUGCUGGAAGUUUCAAGAAAGGCUGGAUGAAAUUGAGCAGCACCUAGCAGAACAAGAGGCUUUCUUUCCCAAUGUUCUGUUGAAAGAAGGACGAGAGGAAAGGCAACGGAUGCAGACCUUGCGACAGGCUGUUCAUCAAGAGGUGGCUAAAUUGAAAUGCCAGUUACAGGACCCGGCUUGCCAGGCCAUGGAGAGAAUUCUAAUGCAAUUGGAUCAACUAUUAAUUGCACAGUCUACUCUAUGCUCAGAACUUGGAAUUUCUGAUUCAUGGGAAGAAAGUGAAGAUAAGACUGGACACCCCUUUCCUGCUUUCUUUACCAGGGCUGGGUGUGUGAAGGACAUCCGACACAGGCCCCCAGCCAGGAGUGCAACAAUUCCAUCAAGUCCUUCAGCUACUUUAGCCAGGCAGAAUGAAUUGCAUGCCUCAGCUUUAGCAACUGCCAAGACCAGCUUGACAUCAGUCCCCAUGGAGCUUCACAAGAAUAAAAAAGAAAUUAAAGGUCCCUCUCAGCCCAAAAUAGACUUCAAAGCCAUUAUACAGAAUCUGAAAAGAUCUUUCCGAAGUUCUUUCAAUAAUGAUGCAGCAGAAGGAAGGGAAUGA
Messenger RNA from Python bivittatus (Burmese python), 3195 nucleotides. The record is from RefSeq and is a predicted model, not a curated record. Lineage: Eukaryota; Metazoa; Chordata; Lepidosauria; Squamata; Pythonidae.